GUGCCAACCCGGGGCGGCCGUUCAGGACAACGGCCGUGUAGCGACAUCCGGGAGCUGCCAGUUGUGCCGAGGCACCAGCAGAGGGGUAACGCGCUCGGCUCGGCCCUGCAACUGUGAGUCACGCUCGCUCGGCGACCACAUCCCGUGAUAACGCGUCGGCCGCAGUUGAUAGCUAGCAGUCGCCCCGGCCAGCAGUCCAGGCUUGUCGCAGUCGGCUUCGGAGUACCCUGCGUGACGAGCCCGCCACCAGCGAAGCAACCAUGGCCAUGGACGGAUGCGGCAACUGCCUGAAGUACACCUUCGGGUUCGUCAACCUGGUGAUCCUGAUCUGCGGCGGCGUGCUGCUCGGGGUCGGCAUCACGGCCCUCGUCGGCGACAAUGCGCAGCUGAACAACCUGCUCGACUUCGACAUGUACACGGGCGUGGCGAUCGUCAUCACAGUGGCAGGAGGCCUGAUCGUGUUCAUCAGCUUCCUCGGCUGCUGUGGCGCCUUCCAGGAGAGUAAGUGCCUGUUGGGUACGUUCUUCUGCCUGGUGCUGAUCCUGUUCGUGUUGGUCGGUGCCGGCGCGAUAGCCGGAUUCGUGCUGGGCGGCGACAAGUUGGUGAAUAAAAUCAGCACGUCCAUGAAGGAAUCCAUGAACAAGUACAACUCGGACGACGCCGUGCGGAACUCCUGGGACUUCCUCCAGGAGAACUUCCAGUGCUGCGGCGUGGACCAGCGCUCCGACUGGGCGGCUGUGAUGGGCAACAAUCGGGUGCCACCCUCCUGCUGCAAGAAGGACAGCAACGGCAAUCGCAUCAGUUGCGACGCGAGCAGCAACUCCUACGAGAAGGGUUGCGUACAGGAGAUGAGAGAGUUCAUCUCGGAAAACAGCACGCUGUUCGGAGGCAUCACGAUAGCCGUGGCCGUCUUCUUGCUGCUCUCCAUGAUCUUCGCCUGCGCCAUCAUGAAGUCCAUCUUCUAGAGCAGCAUGCGGCAGUCUGCGCCGAGAUGGCACAUCAUUCGCAUCGCGCACGCCGAUGGCACUGCACCGCAGGGCGUGUCCGGAAUCUGAGACCCAGCAGUGUGGGUGCGGCGUCAGCGGGUCGCUGGUGCCCGUAUGCUAUCUCAAAAGUCCAGCGGGGUGCUCACACCUUGUACGUGUGAAAUAUGGGACAUAAGUUUGAUCUGGAUGCCGACAUGACUUCCAGUUAGUCCAGUUGAUGCCGGUGAUCAGAUUUGAGUGCUACACACGAUACAUGCGUAUUUACGACUACCUGCUGUCUAUUUUAUAACUGCGCGCAACAAGGAAGUUAGAAUAGAUCACAAGCUGUGGUAAGGUCGACAGGCUUCAGAUAUGUCGCAGUUGAUUUCGCAAAGAUGCUGUGCCUUUCUCCGUGUACUGAUUUGUUUCAUUAGUAACUGCCUGUCUCGUCGCUCAGAAUGUUUAACACGGUUGGUUACGUCUA
Messenger RNA from Pollicipes pollicipes, 1449 nucleotides. RefSeq names its product tetraspanin-9. Gene Ontology annotation, cellular component: plasma membrane. The record is from RefSeq and is a predicted model, not a curated record. The transcript has 3 exons. Bases 261 to 965 code for a protein of 234 amino acids. Lineage: Eukaryota; Metazoa; Arthropoda; Thecostraca; Pollicipedomorpha; Pollicipedidae.